Molecule: messenger RNA, 891 nt
Organism: Pyricularia pennisetigena
Lineage: Eukaryota; Fungi; Ascomycota; Sordariomycetes; Magnaporthales; Pyriculariaceae
Exons: 1
Coding region: 1-891 (296 amino acids)
Source: RefSeq, a predicted model, not a curated record
AUGAGGUCCACGACUCUUCUUUCCGUCACCGCCUUGGCCUCUACGGCGCUGGCUCAGCCGUUUUCUUUCGGCCAUAACCACCAUGCCCGUCACCACCACGCUCGCAGGGCUGCCGCCGCAGUCGAGAAGCGCGACAUCGUCACGGACUGGAUCACCGAGUGGGUUACCGAGACCGUCACUGAGUACAUCGAUAUGACCUCGACCGUUGUCAUCAACACCGCCACCACUCCUGGUCAGUUCUUCGAGGGCUCGUCAACACCCUCGGCAGCCCCGACCCCUAAGCCCGCCCCAUCGUCGCAGGCCGCAUCGGCACCGCCGCCUCCUGCGCCUACUCCUCAGGCCCCUUCGCCUUCUACCAGUCCCGGGCAGCAGCCAGCUUCGUCUCCCACCCCGGCCACCCCCAAGGUUCAGCAGGCACCAGAGCCCGCCCCCACCACUGCCCCUCUCAGCACCUCCUCGUCGGCACCAGUAGCUCCUCAGGCCUCUGCACCUGCCGCUGCCUCUGCUGCCUCUGCACCUGCCGCUGCCGUUGCCGCUGUCGCUCCCUCAUCAUCCAGCAGCGAAAGCAGCAGCGGCGCCAUGAGCUUCACUGGCCAAGUGACGCACUACACGGUCGGCCUGGGCGCAUGCGGCUUCGACGACGCUGGCAAGGACAACAGCGACUACAUUGUCGCCAUCUCGUCGGCUCUGAUGCACGGUAGCAACGGCGACCCCAUGUGCAACAAGAAGGUUAACCUCUCGUAUGGUGGCAAAAGCAUCUCGGCCACUAUCCGUGACAAGUGCCCGUCGUGCUCUCAGGACCAGAUCGACUUGAGCGAAAAGGCCUUUAAGGACCUCGUCGGCGACCUCGGCAUUGGCAGGCAGGGCGGCGUCAAGUGGACCAUCUCUUGA